AAAUGUGGCUGGCAGAGUCUGAUAGGAGCUCCUGAUGAUGCUGCACAGGAGGCGCUAAUCAAAGACACAAGUGUGUGUAAAUAACCCAAAGCUUUUAAGCUUUUAUAAGAAGUAAAGAAGGAAACCACUGCCUCACCUUGACAGCAUACUGAAACUUAUGUAAGGCGUACAGUAGCUCGGCAAAACGUACUUAACCUGCUAAUCUAUUGCUUAAACUCGCUCCACUUAAUGAUUGCGUUUUGGUGGUUUGCCAGCACUCCUCUUGGAUAUUUGAACUUUGUUGUACAGAGCGAUGCGUGUUCAGAGCUGGAUCAAAUGUCUGUGCAUCACAGAAAAUCCGAGUCUCUCCUGGUCCUGGAGGCAACUUAUAAAAGUGUGAUGUAAAAAAAAAAAUAUAAAUCCAGACUGAAAGUCUAUUCUCAGUAGAGGCCAAGUAGUUAAGAGAAGCAGGCUUAGGGAGGUUAGGGUCACUGCUUUCAAUCACUGGACUCAGAGAAAGAAAAUGUGUGUGGGUGGAGUGAAUGAGACGGCUGGAGUGCCCUCGAGCAAGGCACCCAACUCCUACAACUUCCUCCGAGGCGCUGCAUGUGGCUGCCCACUACUGCGAGUGUUUGAACAGAUGGGUAAAGGGCAAACAAAUAAAUAAAUAAUGACUCGAAGUGUCGAGAAACUUUGGAAAUGAAAUAUAUGUGCAUAUCAAUGAAACAGAGCACGGCAUGUAGUAUGUGGAUAUUUUUAACGGUCUUAUCUCUCAUUCUUUACUCGCCAAUUCAACACAAGUGGGCUGUUGCACCCAUUAUCAAACGCAUGUGUGACAUCUGUCCGCAAGACGCCGCUCCGCGCAAAUCAGCGACGGGUGGUAGAAUUUCACACUGUCAUUAUUCAGUGACCGAGCUUCUGCCACAAAUAACUCCCAGGGGAAACAACUUACAUCACGGGAGAGGAAUGUAAACCGAGCUUCAUGACAUCGCCGACCGCCAAGCGGUUGUUGUUCUGCUUUCCCACCAUUAUGGUUCGACUUUAAAUCGUGCACCCCCCUUGGUAAAAAAAAAAGCAGCAAAAUGGUUUCUAGGAGUCACGAUGAUAUAAAGGACAAUAUGCGAGACGAGAGGAGGAAGAGGCGGGAGUCCAGACGCACAAGAGAGCGCCUGUCCUGCGAUGACUUGCUGUUUCUGCUCAGCAUUCUGGAGGGUGAACUACAGGCCAGAGAUGAGGUAAUUGCGGUUUUGAAAUCAGAGAAGACGGAUUCGGGUCCGGUGGGGGCUCACUACGGCUUCGGCGGACGUGAGGUGGCGCUUCGUGCCUUGCGGAGAGACUCCCUCCGGGCCCAGCAGGACCACUUGCAGGAUGUGUACGAAAAACCAAACGCUGAGCUCAGUCACUUGCUGGAGGUCCAGAAGCGCUCUUCCAAACGGAUGAUGGAGCAGCUUCAGGAGGUGUCCCACUCCCACAAUGAGGCCCUGCACAGGCUGGAGGAGCAGGAGAAGAGCCACAGGGCUUUCAUCCGCGAGAGCAACGGCCUCGGCGCUACGCUGGAGCGGGACAGAGAGAGACUCAAGCUCCUGCUCGUAAAGGAGAGAGAAUAUUAUGAAAUAAAGGAGGGAAAAAGCGAAAGAGAAGUAUCAAUCCUGAAAGGGGAGCUGUCCAAGCUGAAGGCCUUCGCGGCGCUGGUUGUGAAGGAGCAGCAGCGUUUGAGCAAUAUCCUGGAGGGGCAGAGACUUCGUAUCAAGGAACUGACCGCUACCGCUGACCACAUCCAGCAGGAGGUCUGGGCUCAGAGGCCCGGCGCAAAGGUGGAGCAGGAGCUCAAACCCCUGCACCUCAGGGUGGAGCAGCACAGUCGAGUUUCCGUCUUCCACCAGAGCCAGAACAUCAUGUCCGCCCCGAGCCUGCUGUCGGAGGUGGAAGUGCUGAGGAGACGGGUGGUGGAGAUGGAAGGGAAGGACGAGGAGCUGAUACGCAUGGCGGACCAGUGUCGAGACCUUGACCGCCGGCUGGCUAAGGAGACGAGCCACUGCCGUAGCCUGAAGGUCGAGGUGGACAAGCUCAACUGCAGAAUCAGCGAGUUGGACAGGAUAGAGGAGGCUUUAGGCAAGAGCAAACAGGACUGCAGCGUCCUGAAGAGCAGCUUGGAGAGAGAACGAGAGGUUAGCACGAUGCUGUCCGGAGAGCUGGACGCGCUAAGAGCCAGGGUGAGAGAGCUGGAGGCCGCGGAAAAUCGACUGGAAAAGAGCGAAAUGAUGAUCAGGCAGGACCUGGGGAAGCUCAGGUCACUGACUGUGGCUUUGGUGGACGACAGAAAGAGCAUGGGCGAGAAGCUCCGGCAGGCGGAGGAAAAACUCAGCAGGAAGGAGAACAAAAGAAGUGAGCAGGAUAAUUUGGCAACGAUGACAGAGAUACUGAGGGAGGAGAGGCAGCAGACGCUGAGGUCUAAGGCAGAGUUAGAGGAACAGGUUAAGGACAUAGUGAGGGAAAGGGACGAGCUCAAGGACAGGCUGAAAACAGAAGAGGGGAGGAACAGAGAGCUACACAGUAAAAUAACAAUAAUGAAGAAAAAGUUACAGGUCCUGGAAAACAAGAAAGAAAAAGAAGACAAGUACACAUACAACUCCGUUUCAAAUAAAGCGACUCACGCUUUCCAAACGGAGGACAACAAAGUUAAAGAACUCACCCAGGAGCUAGAUAAACUGCAAAAGAGACUCCAGGACAAGGAGGCGCUGGAGGGAGAGUUGAUGAAAGUGGAAGAGGACUUUGAGUCCCUGGAAAGGAGGUUCAAGGAUGAGCAGAGGAGGUCCAGACUCCUACAGGAGGAGCUCGAGGUGGCGCAGAGGGAGCUGUCCAGGUACGAGCAGGCAGAGAAGCAAGAGGUCAACCAGGAGCACCUCCUACUUUGCCGUCUUCAGAAGGAACAGGUCAAGUCCAGGCUCUUGACCAGGGAAGUGGAGACCCUGAAGGAAAAACUCCAGAAGCUGAUGGGGACAGAGGAAUCUAUCUGCAGGGUCCAGUCGGAUCAAUCCACACUGCAGAGAAACCUGACCCAGCAGGAGGCCAAGAACAAAGAUCUGGCCAAGGAGAUAAAAGAACUGACCGGUGAGCUGGACAGGUACAAGCAAAUCAAGAAUGUGACAACCGGCGCCAACAAAUAUUUUUCAAACCAUCUUCAGACCACCAAAGAGGUUCAAACUGAACCCGUAGAGAGCGUGCUACCCGACUACAGUGGACACAGCGAGAGACGAGAUGAAGACGGUGACAAGGACCUGAACCACAACCCCGAAGCCAUAAACAGACGAAGCGCUCUGGUCAACAGCUUGAACAGCGCAAACAACAACGUGAGCCAGUACAGCGGCCACUCGGGCGUUGACAUGCAUCAAACGGUAAACGGGGAUGUGAUGAUGCUGACGCACCCACCAGGGCAGCCCUUGCACAUCAAAGUAACGCCACAUCACAUACUCAACACGGCCACACUGGAGAUCAGCAGCCCCACCGGAGACGCAGCCACCUCCUACACCAGCACAGCCGUCAUCCCAACAAGCGGAGCGUCGCCCAAGCAAAGGAUAACCAUCAUCCAGAACUCCGGCCCGUCCGCCCCCAGCACCAAGAGUCCCUCGUCAAGCCCCGACCGCACCAUCUCCCCAAUAAACGGGACACCCACCUCUCGGGUUUUAAGUCCGAGUUCGUCGCGCUCCGUCACGCCCGACCACACCAGCUCCCCCAUUCAGAUCGUGACGGUCAGGACCUGCUCUCCAGAGCCGGCGGACGCCGCAAACCAAGACGUCUUCUGCAAGACUCCGGAGAGGCAAAGCAGCUGGCAACAUCAGAAGUCCAACAGCACCAACGCAAGUCCGAGCAUAAUCACGACAGAAGACAAUAAGAUCCACAUCCAUCUGGGGAGCCCGUACAUCCAGUCUCUGAACGGCGUGACCAACGGCGCCCCACAGCCCGUCGGGCCGUACUAUCUUCGGCACGAACAAAGGACUCAAGUACUUGCAAAUGGGUGUCACGUGAAAGGUGUUGGAAAGAUUACGAGUAGCAUCACCAUAUCGCCAGCUAACUCUCGAGGAUCGCACUCCUCAAAUUUUACAGCGGGGCUGGCAGAGAGCCGACAUAACGAGCAUAUGAUGACAAAUGCGGAGGAGCAUUAACUACCCUGACAUCACCGGUUGGCGAGGUGGGAUGAGGCAACCGGUGACAGGCUGGGGCUUGACGGAAGUCCUCACGAGAAUCAGUGUAAGCACUCGGCCGCGACACACACAUCUCCACAGGAGUUAUACUUGUUCUUUGCAAAUCUCUGCUACAUUCUUAAGACUUCAAAGUCAAUCCCAUGCUCUAUCUAACAGGCUUCAGCUCCCCUUUUCUGCCAUGUCAAUUUUCUGUCAGCCUCUGCUGACUUUUUCUGUCGAGCCGUUCCACGAUACAAACGCGAUGUAAGAUGAGGUGUCAGUGAGGGUAAUGGGGCCAACCUACAAAAAAAUCAGCUGCACAAAUCCUUCGAUGUAAAAAGUGCAGUUUUUUUUUUUUUCACGAGUAAUCACAUAAAGGUAUUAAUCUGGAAUGUGCUGAAAAUGCAUUUCCUCUGCAAUUCUUCUAAGAUGGGCCAACUUGUCAGCAAUAAAGUAUUUGCUGCUGUAUGUGCCGUGGUGCAGCUAAAGCAAGUCACGUUAAGCCUUGUAAUGGAAGUCAUGUUUGUGGAAUACAAACUCUUCACAAAAUAAAUCUGGAAUAGUAAAAGUCGAUCGGGCAAUCCCCUC
This is a messenger RNA of Mugil cephalus (flathead mullet), 4748 nucleotides long. RefSeq names its product filamin A-interacting protein 1-like. The record is from RefSeq and is a predicted model, not a curated record. Bases 1062 to 4142 code for a protein of 1026 amino acids. Lineage: Eukaryota; Metazoa; Chordata; Actinopteri; Mugiliformes; Mugilidae. The transcript has 6 exons.